AUGGUCGGUCUUCCACUUCCAGUCUAUGACCAGUUUCUUUGCCGUGGUAAUCGUAGCGGGACAUCGGGAUCGGGACUAGUCACGCUGCAUGCCUCGACUGCGAAGCGCGCUCUACCGCUUUUCCCGAUUUUCCGCGAUAGUCGGGCACCGUCGCGAUUUAUUCAGCUCUUAGUUCCGCAACUUUCGCUGGGAAUCUUUCGAGAGGCAAAAAACCGAAACACAUCCAUAGGUUUGAAGAUUCCGAUAAGCAGCACAAAUUACUGGUUCCGGAAAAAUUGUCAACUUCGAUGUUCAUGCGUACUGCAUUUGCACAUAAUUUGA
Messenger RNA from Phyllotreta striolata, 321 nucleotides. Lineage: Eukaryota; Metazoa; Arthropoda; Insecta; Coleoptera; Chrysomelidae. The record is from the annotation of a GenBank genome assembly.